CCCCUCUCCAGAAACUUCCGCUUUUCCCUUCUAAAACCCUCCUAAAACCCUAAAUUUUCAGCAGCCGAAAGUAGACACUACCUCUCUCUCUCUCUCAGGCACGAGCAAAAUGCACAGGCUGUCGAGGCGUUCCGUCUCCGCUAUCCUGCGCACAGGUGGCGCACGUUACCGAGCCACAGCUCCCUCCGUCUCAGCUCUCCACGACCCGACUGCAGAUGGCAAUUCCAACAUUCCACAGUUCCCAAAUAGAUGGUAUUCGGUGCUGGCUGCAGUAAAACAGUGUCCUCCUAACUCUACAAAACAUCCAAACGUGAGAAAUGGCUUCCUUGUUGGCAACCGGUACGAGUCGACUGCGGCGGCAACUGAUUCAUCAGAUCCACCAGCCGAGAAGUAUGAGUACCAAGCUGAGGUUAGUCGUCUCAUGGACCUCAUAGUUCACAGCUUAUAUAGCAACAAAGAAGUGUUUCUUCGGGAGUUGAUUAGCAAUGCAAGUGAUGCGCUGGACAAGCUGCGGUUUCUCAGUGUUACAGAGCCUGACCUUAUGAAGGAGGCUGUUGAUCUUGAUAUUCGGAUCCAGACAGACAACGAUAAUGGAAUUGUCACUAUCACUGAUACUGGCAUUGGGAUGACUAAAGAAGAACUCGUUGAGUGCCUUGGAACUAUUGCACAAAGUGGAACUGCGAAGUUCUUGAAAGCAUUGAAGGAUAGCAAGGAUGCCGGUGCUGACAACAAUUUAAUUGGUCAAUUCGGUGUUGGAUUUUAUUCAGCAUUCCUUGUUUCUGAUAAGGUUGUUGUUUCAACAAAGAGCCCAAAAUCUGAUAAGCAGUAUGUCUGGGAAGGAGAGGCCAAUGCUAGCUCCUACACAGUUCGGGAGGAGACUGACCCAGAAAAACUCAUUCCAAGAGGAACCCGGCUUACAUUAUAUCUUAAGCGUGAUGACAAAGGUUAUGCACAUCCAGAGAGGAUUCAGAAUCUUGUGAAGAAUUACUCACAAUUUGUAUCCUUCCCCAUAUACACUUGGCAAGAGAAAGGAUUCACUAAAGAGGUUGAGGUCGAUGAGGAUCCGGCUGAAGCUAAAAAGGAUGGGGAGGAUGAUACAAAAGCUGAGAAGAAGAAGAAAACUAAGAAAGUAGUUGAGCGGUACUGGGACUGGGAGCUUACAAAUGAGACUAAACCUAUAUGGCUCCGCACUCCUAAAGAUGUCUCUACUGAAGAGUACAAUGAAUUUUACAAGAAGACCUUUAAUGAGUACUUGGAUCCUUUAGCAUCAUCACAUUUCACCACUGAGGGUGAGGUGGAAUUCAGAUCUGUACUUUUUGUGCCAGCCAUGACUCCCAUGGGAAGAGAGGAUGUCGUUAAUCCCAAAACAAAGAACAUAAGACUUUAUGUCAAACGUGUCUUCAUUUCAGAUGACUUUGAUGGGGAACUGUUCCCAAGAUAUCUGAGCUUUGUGAAAGGUGUUGUGGAUUCGAAUGACCUUCCACUCAACGUCUCGCGUGAAAUCCUUCAGGAAAGUCGUAUUGUACGCAUCAUGAGAAAACGUUUGGUCAGGAAGGCAUUUGAUAUGAUAUUGGGCAUAUCUAUGAGUGAGAAUAAAGAUGACUAUGAUAAAUUCUGGGAGAACUUUGGCAAACACUUGAAACUGGGCUGCAUCGAGGAUCACCAAAACCACAAGCGUAUUGCCCCACUGCUUCGUUUCUUCUCUUCUCAGAGUGAAAAUGAGCUGAUUAGCUUAGACGAGUAUGUUGAGAACAUGAAACCUGAGCAGAAGAAUAUCUACUAUAUUGCGUCUGACAACCUGACAAGUGCCAGGAAUACACCUUUCCUAGAGAGGCUUCUUGAAAAGGACUUUGAAGUACUGUUCUUAAUUGAUCCGAUUGAUGAGGUUGCGAUCCAAAACGUGAAGUCGUACAAGGAGAAGAACUUUGUUGAUAUCAGCAAGGAAGACUUGGAUUUGGGUGAUAAGAACGAGGAGAAGGAGAAGGAAAUCAAGCAGGAAUUUGGCCGAACUUGCGAUUGGAUCAAGAAGCGCUUGGGCGACAAGGUUGCCAGCGUGCAGAUCUCCAACCGUCUGAGCACCUCGCCUUGCGUUCUCGUCUCUGGGAAGUUUGGUUGGUCUGCUAACAUGGAGAGGCUGAUGAAGGCACAAACGCUUGGAGACACCUCUAGUUUGGAAUAUAUGCGUGGGAGGAGAGUCUUUGAAAUCAAUCCUGAGCAUCCGAUCAUCAGAGAUUUGAAUGCUGCAUCCUGGAGUUGUCCCGAUGAUCCUGAGGCACAAAGGGCCAUUGAUCUGUUGUAUGACACUGCGUUGAUUUCUAGCGGUUUCACUCCUGAGAAUCCAUCUGACCUUGGUGGGAAGAUUUAUGAGAUGAUGGGGAUGGCACUUGCAGGCAAGUGGGGAGCACCAGCAGCUGAGGUGCGGCCAGUGAUGGCCCGCCAGGCGGAGCCUGUAGAAGCCGAGGUUGUGGAACCAAGUGAAGCUGGAGGUCAGAAAUGAGGAAGAGUAACAGCUGAUGUUUCUGUUUCUGUUUCUUUUUUUUUUUUUUUUUUUGUAGAAAAUUACAGGUUAGUCUUCUCUCUAGAUCAAUUAUUAGAUUUACAGUGGCAUUGAUGUGAUAAAACUAUAAUUGCGGUGGAAGAUUUGAACUUCUGUUUGAUGAUUGGUCACUUAUCAAUCAGGAUCCUUCAUCUGGUUA
Magnolia sinica is the source of this 2696-nucleotide messenger RNA. Its product is annotated as heat shock protein 90-6, mitochondrial. Bases 110 to 2497 code for a protein of 795 amino acids. Gene Ontology annotation, molecular function: ATP-dependent protein folding chaperone; ATP binding; ATP hydrolysis activity. The record is from RefSeq and is a predicted model, not a curated record. Gene Ontology annotation, cellular component: protein-containing complex; perinuclear region of cytoplasm; cytosol. The transcript has 20 exons. Gene Ontology annotation, biological process: protein folding; cellular response to heat; protein stabilization. NCBI's taxonomy places the organism in Eukaryota, Viridiplantae, Streptophyta, Magnoliopsida, Magnoliales, Magnoliaceae.